Messenger RNA from Thrips palmi, 993 nucleotides. RefSeq lists its product as uncharacterized. Lineage: Eukaryota; Metazoa; Arthropoda; Insecta; Thysanoptera; Thripidae. The record is from RefSeq and is a predicted model, not a curated record. The coding region runs from base 71 to 436 and encodes 121 amino acids. The transcript is spliced from 2 exons.
CUCAGCGCCGCCCAGCCGCACCGGGAAGCUUGAGCGAGCAGGACGAGCAAGGAGAGACCGCAGCGCCAACAUGAAAGUCGUGCUGAUGACCGUGGCCGCGCUGGCCUGCAUCACCGUCAUGCCCGUGGUCGUGUACAAGCUCACGGCCGUCUCCGGCGACACUGCUCGCACCACCGUCUCCGGGGACACUUCGGUUUCGCCAGCCGUCACCGAGAGCGUCAACAACGAGGGGCUUAACCAGCAGCGAGGCUUGCUACAGCGAUUGGUGGACAGUCUGCACCGCGACGACGAUGUCCGAGCACUGCACUUCCCAUCAAAUACCAACUCUAGAAGCCCCUCACCGAAUUCAGCAAGCGUCUCUACACGAGCAGCUGGUCUCCACGACCAGUCGAGUCCGUCAAGGAUCGCGAGCGUCGCUCCAGCUCGUCAUCCGUAGUGCAAAAUUGGAAUGAAUGUGGACUAUGAUCUCAAUCGACUGAGGGUUGAAGGCAACCCGAAAGGGAGAAUGAAUCUCUCGAGUAUUAUUAUUAUUAGAAUAUCAGUAAGUUGAUGGGCCGUUAAAUUGUCAACCGUGGUCCUUUUGCAGGGGUCCGGAACAUGCCGGAACAGAGAGCAAGUUCCGGGUGUUCCGUGCUUUUUCCGGCAAAUCCUGGGUUAGCAUGUUCUUCAUUAGGGUCGGAACCAUGGGCAUUUCUUUCUUGGAUUCGACAAAAUAUACCUCAGCAACCUGCCACAACCCGGGACAGGUUUCACGUUCCGGACCCCUGCCCUUUUGCCCCUCCUAAAAAAAUAAAAUUCGCAAAUUAUUUCUCUUUGUGGUGUGUCUACACUAGUCGUGACCGACUAAAGAACAAGAAGAAGCGCGAAACUGGAAAUGGAAUGGAUCCGGUUGGAGUAAGAGUGAAUAUUGUAGUGAAGUUAGAUCCCAUGAUUUGAACGCCCGCGCGUCAGCCGCGCGGCGCGAGACCCCGUAGCAGACGACGUCACCGCCGC